UUCCGCGGACGCGCAAGCGUGAGCGCGCACCCCGAUCUGGCGUCUUUUUUCACUGCCAUAAGUAGGAGGAGAGUGUCCGGAUGCUCGGCACAUCAUCUUGGAGAGCGGACCACCGGGUUGUUGCUUCUGUUUCUGCUUCUGCUGCUGCGCGGCGUAUCUGUCCCACCUGAAGCCUUAUGACCCAACUGCCGCUUAAAUCCGAGACGAAAUCAAAGGAAAACGACAAACCAACGUAAACAGGUGGCGCCGUGUUGGAGAGAAAAUGGCACUCCACUGGAGUCUGCUGCUGGUGUUCCUGUUUACCAUCCUGGCUCUGUCACAAGGUACUGAUCCUGCUGCUCCACAUGGCAAGAGGAGAAAGGCACAAACCGCAGCAGGUAGCAGUAAUGCCCUACAGUACCCUGGUCAAGUUCUGCAGAGCCAAAGCCAUGGCAGGGAUCGCAGGGGGCACGGCAGCCAGAGGAGCCGCUAUGCUAAAGGCGAAGCUGGAAUCCUCUCUCACAGGGGCCUGCAUCCUCUGCCCAGGCUUGGUGAUGAGGAGACAGGCCUGGAGGGCCUGAACCCAGUGAGAGUUGAAAUGGGCCCAAGCAGGGACAGAGCUCGACAGAGUGCGAAGAGCUCAUCCCAAAACCAGGAAAGCAAGAACCAGGAAAACCAGCUAGUAGGAACACGCAAGGUAAGGGGCCACGGGAAUGGACACAGGCACCUUUUCGAGAACAAGAAGCAAGGGAGUCGACGAGACAAGGUGCGACACAAAAAAGGGUUUCCCUCAGGGCCUGAGGCCAGCUCUGCGUUCAAGGACAGAGACCAAUUCGAGGAUCCUCCCCCUUCUUCAUCCUCACCAUCUACCUCCCCCUUCCUUGGCGUGACCCCACCCAGUGAACCCCCCUCCCCCAUUGACAGCCUCUUUGACUCUGACUCCUCCAUGGUUACCACAGCGACGAACGAGCAUCCCCCAACGCGUCCCCCUGGCUCUGCCAAACCCCAGUUUGACUUUCAGAAGUCUGGACAAGGUCAAGGAGAGGUGAUGCCAACGUUGGACAUGACGCUCUUUGACUGGACAGAUUAUGAAGAUAUGAAGCCUGUGGAUUCCUGGCCAUCUUCCAGAAAGAAAGACAAGAGACGGAGUAAAAACCUCAGCAGUGGAAAUUUGACAGCAGAUGUGGAUGCAAUUGAGCCAUGUGACCACCAUCUGGACUGUCUUCCAGGUUCCUGUUGUGACCUGAGACAGCAUGAGUGCAAACCUCACAACAGGGGCCUGAACAACAAAUGUUACGAUGAUUGCAUGUGUGAGGAAGGAUUUCGUUGUUAUGCUAAAUUUCAUCGGAAGAGACGUGUGACCAGGAGGAGGGGCCGGUGCGUCGUCCCAGAGUCAGUCAGCAAUGACCACGGAGGCUUCAUCACCAUAUGAAGAUGAGAGAGGAAUCAGCAUGGAGAAGAAACAUGUGACUACAUCAAUACAACAGGACAGCCAUGACACUUCUAAAGAACUAAGUGCUUAAAGAUGAUCCCUUGCUGUGUUUUUUUUUAAUUUUUUUUAAAUCAGAUCAAUCUGCAAAUGUUAGCUGAUUGGACAAAAAUAUCUGGGCCUUUAUAUCACAGUAGCAACUAAUUAAAAAUCCUUUAAUGCUUCAUUAUGGGAUAAUCUGUGUGCCCUGUCCCAGCUAGUCAGCAUCUUUAAGCACCUGGUUUUACCCUAAAAAAAUAUUUUAAAAAGGUUUCUACAAGACUCUUUACAUAAUGUACCAAGCCCACUGGUUGUUUGAAAACGUGUUGCUGUUUUCAUGUCAUUUGAUUGAUCAAAUUCAAUCUGAUUCACCAAGUUAAAUUAGUAAUUGUCACAGCUUUUAGAUGUUGAUUGACUUUGGUGUUGUCUGUCAUGCAAAAUUUGAGUUUGUUUUUAAUUUUAGCAACAAUCCUAUACUGAAUCCAAUUGGCUUAUCUCUUGAUAUAUCUUUACAAUACCGGUUUAAUUUCUUUAGAGUUCCACAUCUGCAAGUUGGAUUACUUUAAACCCAAUAAGCAAUCACUCACUGGAAUACGUUUUAAAAAUCUGGUGUGUUUUUUGUUUUUCUUUACUUUUAGCUUGUGGCCAGCACGUUGAGCAGGUUCACCAUGUUAGUCAUAAAUACUAUUUCAAUUGCUCUGAUACAUGAAUAUAAGGCUGAUCUAAAUCCCAAGAACAUUCUUAAAAAUGAUGCCACAGCUCAAAGUUUCCUAAUGGUACUUGAAUAAACAAUAAUACCGUUUUACUUUUCAGUCUACUGUCAUCCAUGUCCUAAUAUUUGUUUUGUAUUUAUUCUGUAUUUGCAUAUAUUUGUCUAUAAUUUCUGGUUUUCGCUUUUCGUGAUUAAACAGUUGCUAAGAAA
Xiphophorus couchianus (Monterrey platyfish) is the source of this 2369-nucleotide messenger RNA. RefSeq names its product dorsal inhibitory axon guidance protein a (gene draxina). Gene Ontology annotation, biological process: axon guidance; Wnt signaling pathway. The record is from RefSeq and is a predicted model, not a curated record. The transcript is spliced from 7 exons. Lineage: Eukaryota; Metazoa; Chordata; Actinopteri; Cyprinodontiformes; Poeciliidae. Bases 263 to 1411 code for a protein of 382 amino acids. Gene Ontology annotation, cellular component: extracellular region.